This is a messenger RNA of Kogia breviceps (pygmy sperm whale), 3264 nucleotides long. NCBI's taxonomy places the organism in Eukaryota, Metazoa, Chordata, Mammalia, Artiodactyla, Physeteridae. The record is from RefSeq and is a predicted model, not a curated record.
AUGGUGCCAGGCGCAUCCGCAACAGCUGUGAGGUCGGCUGCCCGUGCCGCCGCCCCACCUGCCCGGCCCCUCAGCCUGCACCUCUGCGGCUCUGCUCAGGCAGUGACUACUCCUGCGGCGACCCUCCUCUGCUCCCCGAUCGGACGCGCGCUCCCAGGCGGUCCGGCGCUCCUCCUGACCCUCGGAUACACGGGCUAUGUGUCUGAGCUCGAAGCCAAGGCUCCGCUGGUCCUCGAGGCCGGGUCGUUGGGGACCACCCUCACGGUGGACCGGGGGAGCCCUAUGGAACCUUCUGGUCCAGCGGCCUCCAGGAAGGAAAGUGCUACUGGCAGGCAAAGGGGCUCGGAACCUCCGGAACUCUGGACUCCAUGUCCCUUCCCAAUGGCGUUUCCCCGAAUCGCGGGGCUGGUCUGGGGGGCCAGCGGCUCCUCCACGCAGCCGUCCAGUCCUGGAGACUCUGCCCUGGAUCAGAGCCGGGCGGCCCACCCCUGGGCUCUCUCUGCCACACCCAGGGGCCCCAGGGCCGCCCAGCUCCCCCUGAAUCCGCAUGAGGCCUCGCCCACCCGUCCUGGCCUCCGGGUGGAGUCUUUGUCUUCAAUGCCUGCUCUGACCUUGACAACCGUCAUCUCCGGUAACAAAAUAGACUCGGUGCCUUCUACUGAGAGAGUGUCCGGCGGAGCAGGGCACCCGCUCAGCCUGUUCACCGCUUCCCCCGGGGCAGAUCUUCAAGCCCUGAGCCGAGGGCCAGGCACCCGCUUUGCAGAGAAACACCUUUUGGGGAUGAAGCUGAACCUACAGCCACCGUAUAUAAAGCAGCUUAGGCCUGAGGACACAUCCCCGGGCCUAAUGUGCACUGCAGAUGCCGGUCGGCCCACCACGCACAGUGAGCGGGACGAGAGCGGCCCCCGUCACGUGCCUGAUGGCAACCAGGAGCUCAGGCCGCAUCUCCCUGGCAGCCGUCAGACCCACCAGCAGCUGGUGAAUGGUGCGUGGGUGCGAGGUCUGCCCUGCACUCUGCCCCGAGAAUCUCCACAGCCAAACGCUGCCUCCGUCCCUGCUGAGCUGCGCACUGUGACCGAGAACACAGACCACGGGGCCACAGAUGAUAUGCCUCCGGAGCCUACUCUGCUCAGCCAAGCUGCCGAGAGCAGCGUCUGUGUGGAGGAGAUGCAGGCGCCGCAGGUGCAGGAAGCCCCUGAGAAGAGCCCGCACCGAGCGGCGGGCUGCCUGCCCCCAGCCCCUCUGGGUCACCCUGCGGAGCCUCUGGCGGACUCAGAGCUCAGCCAGGGGCCCACGGCUCCACGGAAACUAGCUGCCCCCCAUAACGUGGGGCCCCGAGACAGCUGCUCCAGCCGGUCUGGGAGGACGGAAUCCAGGGCUGUGUCUGGGAGCCGGAGGGAAGAAGCCCCAAGAAUUCCCAAGCCCCCCUCACCCGGGCCGGCGAUCACCGCCGUCUCCCUCUGCCUGCAACAAAAGGCGGCCACGAGGCCCGGGCUGAGCACCGGCGCAGGGCUCGCCCGAGGACCUCAGGCCAGUGGCCCGGUCACCGGCCACCCAGGGUCCAAGAGCCCAGUGCCCUCGAGCCUCCCACGGGGGCGACAGCCUCCCCCUCCUGCUGUCUUCCUUCAGGGAACCUGUGAGGUGAACCAGCAAGGGACUCAAGAGGCGGAGCCACGGCAGAGGGCCGGCCUGGUCUCGGCACUGCUGUCCUGGGGCCCUGGCACCUUCGCCUGCCGGCCGUGCGCAUGCGGGGCUGCACCUGACGGGCAAGUGCUUCAGGUGACCCUGCCUCCACCCACCACGCUGCCCUCCCGCGCUGUCCCAGGCAGCCCCCACGACGCCCUCCCGCCGCACACUCACGUGGGUGUGCGUGUGCGUGGGCACGCGUGCGCAGUCUUGGCCGCAAAGUCACCUCCGCUCAGCCCCUUGGCGCAGGAUGGACUCCGCCUGUCCGAGAGCCCGUCUGUCCACACGGGGUGCCUGCACACAGCCGUGGUGAACGGGAAGUUAGGAAACCCUCCUUGCCUCCGUGCCAUCAGGCUGGGGUCUCAGCUUGGGGACAGCCAGCUGGCAUUUGAUGAGUGCCUCCCCGUCCACCUCCUGGACCCCCCCCCCCAAGCCCGCCUCCCCCCACGGCUCCUCACUGCCAUCCAGAUCAUGUCCACCCUCCUCAUUCUGGCACACAAGGCCCUCGCCCCCAAAUCCCAGGCGAGCCCACGGACGCGACGUGACAGCUCUGCAGCCGCGUCACUGCUUGCACCGUGCUUCCUGGCCAGCGGCCCCACGCCCGUCCACCGCCUGGGGAGCAGGCGGAGACUGUCCCUCCUGCUCCAGGCAGGAACCAACCAGUGUGCACAGGUGGACCGCGCGCUCCACGGACCCGUCCCGCCCAACGCCAGCCCCCUGCAAAGUACCUUCCUGGGCGUGUCCACCCCGCAGCCCCCAUCUCUCAGGUCAACUCAGCGCCUUGUUCCAGGAGGAGCCCCGCCCACCAUGGGGGGCUGCUGUCACCACCCAGUGGCCCUUGAGCCCUCCUCAGUGGCCCCCUCGCUGCAGGAUGCGCCCUGCAGCACCUUGGACGUCCUUGACAGGUGUGCUCCCCUCCCCUUUCCCUUCCUGAAGCGUCCCACAGCCAGGCACUCAGCAAACACCUGUGAGCGCUUGGCGGACACCGUCCUCGUCCUCGGCACUGGGGUACCAUCGAUGAAAUGUGGCCACAAAGGAUUUGUGGAAACGCCCAUGAAGAGGGAGCGUGCAGCCAGCAUACGCGCCUCGUCUGUCCACCCUGAGGUCCCAGCUGCCCUCGGACAGGCUAGCCGCCCCACACCUCGGUUUCCUCGGCUGCGGAACCGGGCGAACGAGGGCGCUCUGGACAUCCUGACAGCCCUGGCAUCUCUCCCUGGCUGCGGGAGCCCACCUGUGAGCGUGCUGCUGAGGGGCCUGCGUCAAGAGAGCUGGGCACGAGCUGGGUGCCGGGUGCUGGGAGCUGGCGCCUGCUCCUCCGGGGAGAGCUCUGUUGAACGAGCGACGCACCAAGGGUGGGAAUUGGGCCUGCGCACUGAGGACGGUGGUGCCGGAUCCCGAGCACACAGGUGCCGGGCUCGGGAAGCCCAGAGGCAGCAGGACGGCUGUGUUGCCCCCAGCCCCUCGGGGUCCAACUCCUCCUGGAGGCACCGAGGCAGCGGCUUUGGCUUCGGGAGGCGCGAGCAGCUCGGUUCCGGGCCCCCUGGAGGGCUGCGGCCAGGGGUGGGGCGGGCACCCUGA